This is a messenger RNA of Tinamus guttatus (white-throated tinamou), 829 nucleotides long. The record is from RefSeq and is a predicted model, not a curated record. NCBI's taxonomy places the organism in Eukaryota, Metazoa, Chordata, Aves, Tinamiformes, Tinamidae.
UUGGGGACCUAAAUUAGUUGGUGUUCUUUGAUUAAUACGUCUUUUAUAUUUUGUGUUUAAUUUCUAGUUGCGUCUAUUUUACACAGAUACAAAAAAAGCUGCCCUCAGAGUAGAAGAAGUCUGAAAUCAAACCGUCCCCGGUAUGGGGCUGUGGCAUCUUUCUUGCAAUCACUGGUCACUCAGACAGAACCUCGCUUUGCUAUGUUUGGGCCAGGGUUGGAAGAGCUGGAUGACUCUUUAGUGCAGAAGAUGAUGACUUGCCCAGAAAUUCUGCUAGUGGCUGGCCUGCCUCAAAGACGAAUUCAUGGGAUUGGAUCAGGAGUAAGUUUUCAGUUCAGUAACAAUCAAAAAUUCAACAUUCUAACAUUGUAUUCAACCACCAGUGUGGAAAGGAGAAGAGCAAGGGCGGAACAAGCUGUUGUUGUCAAUAAGAUGUUCUACCAAGACAGCACUACAGUGGGAAAUCAGCAAGCGGUGCACUACAGUGUAAUAGCUCAAGUGAAAAAGGUGUGCCAAGUAGUUGAUGGAUUCAUCUAUGUUGCUAAUGCAGAAGCUCAUAAAAAGCAUGACCGUGAAGAAGAACUGGCCCAUAUUUUAGCAAUGACCGAUCCUGCUCUUGGGCCGCGAAACAGACCUCUGCUGGUUUUGUCUUGCAUCUCUCAUGUUGGUGUGGAAAGAAUUCCUUGUGUUUACAUGGCACAUCAUUUGCAACUGAAUCUCUUACAUCAACCCUGGAUGGUGCAGGAUACCGUAGCUGCUACUUUAGAUGGACUGCUAACUGGACUUGAGUGGCUUUUGGAAGAAGUGGACUGUAAAAAUGCCCUGUAAU